This is a messenger RNA of Mycena indigotica, 4245 nucleotides long. RefSeq names its product SH3 domain-containing protein. The coding region runs from base 28 to 4245 and encodes 1405 amino acids. Gene Ontology annotation, molecular function: protein binding. Gene Ontology annotation, biological process: positive regulation of establishment of bipolar cell polarity regulating cell shape. Gene Ontology annotation, cellular component: plasma membrane of growing cell tip. The transcript has 6 exons. NCBI's taxonomy places the organism in Eukaryota, Fungi, Basidiomycota, Agaricomycetes, Agaricales, Mycenaceae. The record is from RefSeq and is a predicted model, not a curated record.
CAACCACCAUCCCCCACCACUGGGCGGAUGCAGCCCCUUCUCCUUCUCCCCUUCCUCGUUCUACCGACACAUGCAUCGUUACCGCGAGUCGAUUUUGACCGUAUGGGCAAGGUUGGCCUGGCUGGCGCGUUCGCUGGGUUAGACUUGUUCUCCAACAACACGGUCCCCUUUGACAACUCAGUUUCAACGUUGUUCGCCCGUGCCACCAACGGCUCCCUUGACCGCCUCGCUUCAUCCAACUCAGGAGGAUCAAUUGUCGCUGCUUGUGCCCUUAACAACGUCCUCUAUUUCUCCGGAUCGUUUUCGUCGAUCGGCUCGACUUCUGCCUCUAAUAUCGCCUCUUAUACUCCCUCGACCGAUACUUUCGCCGCUCUAGGCUUGAAUGGACCAAAUGGUGUUGUCGAUGCCCUCUUUUGCGACUCGAAAAAUGGCAAAGUUUGGGCUGGAGGUAGCUUUUCGUCGCCUGGUUCUUCCGUCGCGGUCUGGGACACGAAGGGGUCAUCGUGGUCUGCACCUCCGUUCAAGGGCCUUUCGGGUGGGGGUAAUCACGUCUUUUCAAUCACAACAAACGCGUCAGAGAGCAGUCUCUUCUUCGCUGGCUCAUUUGUGACCUCGUUUGUUGGCAACGGCUCAGCUCCGCUGAACGGCACGAAUAAUCCAAAUGUCCCCUUCUCCGCUGGAGCUUCUCCAUUCUCCUCUUCUCUUGUGCCGAUUCCGAUACCGGCGUCUGCCAUCCUCCAACCCUCCACCAACUCCAAUAAUCCCGAUUUUGGCAAUAUUCAACGCAUUCUGUGUCCUGCUGGUCCCGAUGGUCCAAAAAAUACCUGGUUUGGCGCUGACGGAACGACCUCAGUCAUCUCAAUCAACACGCAUAGUCGCUUGUCUCUGAGUGGCCUCCGUCUUGGCAACACCUUCCAACCCAAUCAUGGCACGACAGGCUUCUUUGUAACCACUCUGCCUGAUAACAAAGUGCAGUCGCUUCAAUACCUUGACCCCAGCACGAACCAGAAUAAGACCUGUUCAAAUCCCUGUCCUCUUCUCACCGACUCUUCCAUUCUUUACCAAGACUUUCUCUUUAAUGAACCCUUAACAAUCACGGGAGUUGAAAUCCAACUUACCGAGUUCACUGGAGAUGGCCCAGGGUUACAUAUUCUCCAACUUCUUUCCUCGGGGGCCUUCGCGUCUGCCAUCAGCGAUGAGAAUGGACCGUCUUGCUUUGCUCCAAGUGCAUCUAAUAUCAGCUUCACUGGCACGUGGCAGCCUAAGCAGGCGGGUACGAAUAUACCGGGGACAGUACAAACCGUACUUCAGGCCCAAGUAAAUCCUGGCACUUCGCCGUCGAGUGGACCGACAUUCACCUGGAAUCCUUACGUAUCGGCCCCUGGUCAAUAUACGAUCAACAUGCUUGUUCCCGGCUGCACCCAGUUGCAAGACUGUGCUGCGCGUACUUCGGUGAACGUGACAGUUUUCCCGGGAAAUAAUUUGGAGCCUUGGGUGACACCGGUUUCGCAACAGAAUACGGAGGACCAGUCAUUCACUAUCUAUCAAGGACCUAUUCUCCCCACAGGGCCAAACUUCGUGACCACCAUCCACAUGGGCCUUACUGCAGCCCCUUCUGGCCCAGGGGCAAACGGCAAAUUCGUCCUCAUUGCCAACAAAAUCCAGAUGAUACUUGAUGCGGCUGCCAUCAACAGUAGUGUUCCAGCGGGCAGUUCAUCGUCUACUGGUCGUACUCGCAACGGUUUUGGUUUCUUCGAGUGGCCUCUUUCCCAAACAUCAACCAUCGAUGGCACAACUACUUUGACCAAUGCUUCCGAGACCGCCUUGGACACGAUCGGUUUUGCAAUGUUCGGUGCGACCGGUGGGAGUUCGUCCCUCAUCUCGAGUACUUCGUCUGGCAUUGCUACGGUAGUCCAUCAUCCAACUUCAGGUGUCUUUUUGGGCGGAAACUUCUCGUUGUCCUCUGGUUCCGCUUCUGCCUCUGGGAAUAUCGUAUCGUUCAAGAAUGGCGCCUUGGCUACGCUCAGUGGAAACGGACUGAACGGACCUGUAAAUGCGUUGGCUCUCUUCGGCGAUACAUUAUAUGUCGGCGGGUCGUUCACUGACACAAAGACUGCGUCUACCAGUGGUCAUUUGCAUGGCGUUGCCUCCUACAAUGUGCAGACCAACCAAUGGGCAGCUCUUGACGGUGGUGUUGACGGAACUGUUACUAGCCUGAGCAUCGCCAACGGACAAGUUCAAGUUGCUGGAAAGUUCAAAAGUGUCCUCACUCCUUCCGGCGCUCCAGGUGCUGAUGCUGCAGGUUUGGCUACAUGGGACAUCGCGUCAGGUCAUUGGGUCAACAGCGGGGGUUUCCUUGUGGGUACUAUGUCUCUAGUGGCCAACGGGACCUCUGGCUCGCAAAUAGUCGCUGGAAAUGUUUUAGCAUCCCAGAAGUUUGGGGCCUCAGGAAUGGUUCUGAUCCAGAAUAGCAACAACGAUCUCGCCGCCAUCACACCGCUCGGGGUUGCACUCGAAGCAGGCAGUUCUUCGAAAUCGGCUCAAAAUCCGCCAUCAACAUCAAGGAAAAGAAAUACGCAUAUUCGCGCUGGAUGGCUGACCAAACUCACAUUCCCCACGCUUUUUGCUCGACAGUCGACGGUUCCCGCUCCCCUUCCACCAGCGUUACCUGCUCCCGCUCCCGCUGUUCUUGCAGGCGCUUUUUGGACCAAUACCUCUUCGUCGCAUGAGAUUGCUAUUAUUGGUGGCAACUUUUCGUUGUCGUCUUCUCAAGGCCUUGUUCUAUACGAUACCAAGACGCAAUUAAGCUCCAGUAUCGCGGGAGCCCAACUUAAUGGGACAGUGCGCUCUCUCUUGGUUGUCGAUGAUGUCCUUUACGUUGGCGGUGAAUUUACCAUUCCGGGACUCAACGCGAAUGGAUUCGCUGUCUAUAACCUGGCCAAGAAGCAAUGGGAUACAUCGAAUGUGCAGCCACUUCAGGGAAAUUCCGGCUCGAAUGUUGUUGUUCGCUCAAUCACGACUUCCGAGUCUAAGGACAAGACAGUCAUUGUCGCAGGGUCCUUCGCACAAGCAGGGUCACUUCGGUGUCAAGCCAUCUGUUUGUUGGACACGUCCAACAACCAAUGGAACGCGUUAGGCAAUGGUGUUCAGGGAGAAGUUGCUGCUGUUGCUUAUGCGGGGUCGAAUCAAGAAUAUUUGAUCGCCUCUGGCUCUCUUGCUUUGGAUAACUCGGCCGCCAACGUCGCUCAAUUUACCUUCUCCAAUGGCACUUGGGCCCCUAUUGGUUCUGGCUCUCAACUAUCAGGACCGGUUACGGCCGUCGAAGUAAAUGCUGGCAACGUCAGCAGUAUUUUCGCUGCUGGACGAACGAGUGAUUCGUCUUCGUCUUUCUUAUCAUUCUGGAAUGGUGUUGCAUGGACACCUCUCAGCUCAACUCUAGCAAGUAAUACCACCAUCGCGCAGCUUGCCAUGGUUCCCCUCCAAGAUACCCAUUCAGCAAAUGGCAUUAUUCAAUCUGAUAGAAUGCUCAUGAUCUCUGGCUCCCUGGCCGACUCUUCAUUUGGCAGCGCUUCUUCUGUCCUAUUUGAUGGACAAUCAUUCUUCCCCUACAUCGUCUCCUCCUCCGCCUCUGGAGCGGCUGGAACUAUUAGCUCCCUCUUCCACUCCUUCUCCACCUUCAGUUUCACUCAACACAAAUUCCUGGCGACGGGUGUUGUUAUCCUCAUCUCGAUUGCGAUUGCAGCAGGAGUGGUAUUCCUCUUGGCUUUGAUUGGAAUUUUGUGGACAUUGUUCUCGAGGCGUGACGAAAAAGUCAACAAGUUCGAUGCUGCCGCGGAGGACGACGAUGACUCAACCCACCACCGCCCAUCCUCUCUGUUGGAGCAUAUCAACGCUGCCACGCGAACGACGAUAAUCGGGGCGCCAUUUGGCUAUUCUGUCUCAAAGGAAGAUAAACAAGUCGACUCCCGAUCGCAUACCCCAGAGCCAGAUCCAUUCGGGCCAGACGCAAGCAACUACAUGCGUGCCGAGACACCAUCAGAUGCUGUCAUUGCCGGAAUGAUGGCCGAGGAAACGAGUCGACCAGCUCAGGUUCGAUAUUCGUUUGAUGGCACAGGAGAAGGAGAGCUACCAAUAUCGGCGGGAGCCGCAAUAGAGAUCCUAGACGACAGAGACCCUGCCUGGUGGUACGCCCGUGAUGUGAAAACUGGCGCAGAAGGAGUACUGCCAGCAGCGUAUGUGUGGUAG